Molecule: messenger RNA, 996 nt
Organism: Lathyrus sativus (Indian pea)
Lineage: Eukaryota; Viridiplantae; Streptophyta; Magnoliopsida; Fabales; Fabaceae
Source: the annotation of a GenBank genome assembly
AUGCCAAUGAACCAUGGCCAAAGCCAACAAUCCACAAGGUGGUAUAGGCUAUGCUUUAUGCCCACAAGUGAUAGUUCAGAUGAUUCUGACACAGAAUCUGUAGUCAUAGCUCCAAGUACUUCAACUCAAACUAGUACAUGGCAACAACCUUCUCCACCACAUCCAGAACCUGAUAUCAACUGGCUUACUCUUCCAUCGCCACCACCGCCGCCUUUUUUCACACUAUUAACACCACUACAAAGGUCUUCACAAAUGCCAUCACUAUCACCACCACUAUCACCACCACCAAAUCCAGAACCUCAACUCAACUCGAACUGGUAUUUUCAACCAGUGCCUCAUCCUCUUAGUUUGUUUACACACCUGGAGGCUGCAAACUCAGAACCUCGAAUCAACAUGCAAUCUUUACAACCACCACUGUCUCCUCCUCCGCCACCACUAUCACAGGAUUCAAGGGUUACUAUAUAUCCCUUUACUGAUAAUGUUUUCCCUCCCUUGAUCGACCAAGUUCGACCUGGUAUCAAUCAAAGCGAGUUCUUUAGAAUUCCAGAUAGUGUCAUCAAUGCCAUUCACAUGGUGACAGUCUCAGAGUUGCAUGAAAGAGAUGAACUCUCACAGUGUCCUAUUUGCAUGGAGGAAUUUAAACUGGGCGAUCAGGCAUGUCAGUUAGCCUGCAACCAUAGGUACAAGUUUGAAUGUAUUCUUCGAUGGCUUAACAACAACACAACCUGUCCUGUUUGCAGACUUCAGUUAGAGGGUUUUGUUGGACAAGAUAGUUGUUAUAACAUAAAUGAUAAUGGUGGUGAUGAUGAUGAUGACGAUAGUUUAGACCUUGAACCUCAAAUUCCACCACCACAAAUAAAUAUUAUUUUGGAAGACCUUUUUCAGUUUUCACCACUUUCACAAGUUACAGAAGAUGGUGCAGAUCACAACUCUGAUGAAGGUGCCUAUGACAGUGCAUGUGAUGACUUAGGUGAUGCUCAUGAAGAUGGAGAAUGA